Plenodomus lingam JN3 is the source of this 405-nucleotide messenger RNA. RefSeq lists its product as uncharacterized. The record is from RefSeq and is a predicted model, not a curated record. Lineage: Eukaryota; Fungi; Ascomycota; Dothideomycetes; Pleosporales; Leptosphaeriaceae.
AUGAGGAAGGAAAAGGCUCCAAACUCCCAUAUUCAUUGCACAGCCGUAUCAGGUAUGGUGGGUAUACCAAAUCCAGACACACUUUGCAUUGACCAACACCUCGUCGGUGCGGCAAUGCAACCUGCAACGUUAAAUCAAGCUGCCAAGACGGUCAAACAGCAAUGUUGCAUGCUUGGUCCGCGCAUCAUAAGGAGACUUUGUGGUUGGAUCCGGAUGUGGUUUAGCGUAUUGCACGGGCUUUUUCCGGCUUGGCAAUUUAACGCUAUCGAGACUGGACGCCACAACGAGGAGACGCGCGGCCUAACGUCAUAUGAACGACCAGGCGUGGACACAGGAACAGGGCUCGCUUCCUUUGCCGAUGUAUCUGUGCGAAGGCAGGUGGGAAUCGUGGGCGAUUAUGAUUAG